AUGAGCGCCGGGUGGCUGCGCUGUGUCCUGCUGGGCUGCUGCUUGGCGGGGCGCUGGUGGUGGGGCCAGGCCCAGAGGGCGGGAGGCGGGGGCGGCGAGUAUUGCCACGGCUGGGUGGACGCGCACGGCCGGGACUACGAAGGCUUCCCCUGCCCGGAGCGCUUCGACACCCCCGACGCCACUAUCUGCUGCGGCUCGUGCGCCCUGCGCUACUGCUGCGCCGCCGCCGAGGCGCGCCUGGAGCAAGGCGGCUGCACCAACGACCGCGAGCCGGAGCAGCCGCCCGCCGGCGCCCAACCAGUCUACGUGCCUUUUCUUAUUGUUGGAUCGAUAUUUAUUGCGUUCAUUUUCGUGGGUUCUCUGGUCGCUGUUUAUUGCUGUACGUGUCUAAGGCCUAAGCAAACUUCGCAGCAGCCCAUCCGAUUCUCUCUCCAGAGCUACCAGAUGGAGACUUUACCAAUGAUCUUGAACUCUACGAGCUUAAGGACUCCGUCACGACAAUCCAGUACAGCAACCAGCUCAAGUUCUACCGGGGGCUCCGUCCGCAGGUUUUCAUUUGCCAGGCCAGAAUCCGGGUGCAUCAUGGCCUCUUCGCCUCCCCCUUAUUCUUCUGGCUGUUUGCAAAUGGGCCACUCCAUCCACCUCUCUCAGCCGUCUGGAUUUUUGGUGUCAGCCCCGUAUUUUUCCUACCCUCUCCAUUCCGAAUCGUCUACAACUGGAAAGUGUGUUCCAGAUUUUAGUCCGAGCUGAAAGGAAGUUUUGAAAAACUGAACGCUGGGCUCACAGUGAAGCACAGUAAACUCCUGCAUUGUGUAGUUUUCAGAGAUGUGCUCUGUGGUCAUGGGAUUCAGAGCUAUGGGAAUGGGCAAGCUGCCCUUUUUAAAAUGCAGAUGGUUGCAAAAUAAAUGUUCUGAAUCGCGGCAUCGCCUCCAUGUGGGUAAUAGCUGAAAAUAUAUUGCAAACUAAAGUCUUCUCUUCGGUGGGCAUGUGUAAAGCUGUACUUUUAACCUGAGAAGAGAUCCUGCAGAUACAAGUAGAAUAAGACACUUGGGGCAGAAUUUUAGAGGACAACUAAUUAUUGCCAUGGCAUAGUCUAGCCAAAUUUAAGCACUUUUAAAAGGUUCUAUCCCUUUGGCACUUACUUCUGAUAAACAUGCUGAAGUUUGAACUGUAUGCCUUACUGAUUUUAAUAUUUAUCUUUCUCCAGUUUAAUUCAGUGUGCUGAACUCAGGCUGGAUCUUCUCAUAAGUUUUAUUCCUUAUUAACAGAGUUUAAAAGGGGAGGGUGGAGUACUAUCCACAAACAAGUGAAAUGAUAAUUAGUAUCACUAAUCAUCAAGGUAAUUAUUUUAUAAAUUAGUAUGAAAAGACUGGGACAUUAAAAUUGCAAGCUAUAUAAUGAGAUUAAUCAGUAUCUCCGAGAAAAUUAAAAAAAGGUAUACAAUAAGGACACAAGCAGUCCAGUCAUAGAACUUCUUGUGUCAGCAUAUAAGGAUU
Heteronotia binoei (common prickly gecko) is the source of this 1496-nucleotide messenger RNA. RefSeq names its product shisa family member 3 (gene SHISA3). The record is from RefSeq and is a predicted model, not a curated record. The coding region runs from base 1 to 750 and encodes 249 amino acids. Lineage: Eukaryota; Metazoa; Chordata; Lepidosauria; Squamata; Gekkonidae. The transcript has 2 exons.